AUGGGUAUCUCAAGAGAUUCCCGUCACAAGCGUUCGGCCACCGGCGCGAAAAGAGCUCAUUAUCGCAAGAAGAGAGCCUUCGAGAAGGGUCGCCAACCAGCCAACACCCGUAUUGGACCCAAGAGAAUCCAUCUCGUUCGUACUCGUGGCGGCAACCAGAAAUUCCGUGCCCUCCGUCUCGAAUCCGGUAACUUCUCCUGGGGCUCUGAGGGAAUCUCCCGCAAAGUCCGUGUGAUCGUUGUCUCCUACCAUCCUUCAAACAACGAACUCGUCCGCACCAACACCCUCACCAAAUCCGCCGUUGUCCAAGUCGACGCUGCCCCAUUCCGACAAUGGUACGAGGCCCAUUACGGUCAGACCCUUGGCCGAAGACGCCAGCAAAAGCUCGGCGCGGAAAACGCUGAGGAGAAGAAGAGCAAGAGCGUUGAGAAGAAGCAGGCUGUGAGAUUUGCUGCCCAAGGAAAGGUUGACCCAGCUCUUGAGAAGCAAUUCGAGGCCGGUCGGCUGUAUGCCGUGAUUUCCUCGCGGCCGGGCCAGAGUGGUCGUGUUGAUGGAUAUAUCCUGGAAGGGGAGGAGCUGGCGUUCUACCAGCGUGCGAUCAGGAAGUAG
Molecule: messenger RNA, 609 nt
Organism: Paracoccidioides lutzii Pb01
Product: 40S ribosomal protein S8
Exons: 2
Coding region: 1-609 (202 amino acids)
Biological process (GO): translation; maturation of SSU-rRNA from tricistronic rRNA transcript (SSU-rRNA, 5.8S rRNA, LSU-rRNA)
Cellular component (GO): cytosolic small ribosomal subunit; ribosome
Molecular function (GO): structural constituent of ribosome
Source: RefSeq, a predicted model, not a curated record